Messenger RNA from Nannospalax galili (Upper Galilee mountains blind mole rat), 417 nucleotides. RefSeq names its product coiled-coil domain-containing protein 7-like. NCBI's taxonomy places the organism in Eukaryota, Metazoa, Chordata, Mammalia, Rodentia, Spalacidae. The record is from RefSeq and is a predicted model, not a curated record. The transcript has 2 exons. The coding region runs from base 1 to 417 and encodes 138 amino acids.
AUGAAACCAGCAAAGUGUCUGUCAGCCAUCAGUACAAAACUGGCAAGUGUUCCAGAAUUACCGCAUAAAAGAGAAUUACUUAAUUCAUUACCUAAGCCAAAAGAAAAACGUGGUGCUAAACCAAUACAAGAUAAAAUUGAACCAAUGGUCCUAAGAUCUCCACCCAUUGGAGAAUCCAUUUUACAGUAUGACUUGCCAAUACCAUCAAAUAAAACACAGGAGUUCAUAUCAGAAAGUGAAAUGAUCAGGAAGAUAACCCAAUACCUGAAGAUGGUUGUUUCUACUUUGAAAAAUACCUUUGGAGAUAUUGACAAUGAUGGAGAGAAAGCAUCACUGAAAGUUGAUGAGGAAGGCAUAUCUUUAUUAGUACACAGAUAUGACACUAGUGGGGAGAAAUUAAAUGCUGGAAACAGUUAA